Molecule: messenger RNA, 2417 nt
Organism: Pogona vitticeps (central bearded dragon)
Lineage: Eukaryota; Metazoa; Chordata; Lepidosauria; Squamata; Agamidae
Gene: XRCC6
Product: X-ray repair cross complementing 6
Biological process (GO): double-strand break repair via nonhomologous end joining; telomere maintenance
Cellular component (GO): nucleus; Ku70:Ku80 complex
Molecular function (GO): DNA helicase activity; damaged DNA binding; telomeric repeat DNA binding
Source: RefSeq, a predicted model, not a curated record
UACGGCGCUUCUAUGAGGGAGCGGUGCUUAGCAGCUGGGAGGCGGAGCCAAGAGGCUUUGGUCGUGGUUAUUCCUUGUGAGCGGUAUCGUGAGGACGUUGUGAUAAAGGCUUUUCCUUAGGCUAUUGGUUAGAAUGUGAGGGAGGGGUGGGGACCGAAGCCUUUGCUGAGUAAUGACCGGGUAGGAAGUUACUGGUGGGCGGGAUUAAGAAUCGAGGGGCCGGAUGUGACUGGAAUCUUUAACGGCGCGUUAAAACUUCAGGGUCUCAGAGAAAUCCGUAGAAAUAGGAGGGGCGACGGAUUCUAUUGUGGAGCAAGUCGUUAAGAUAUGUCAGACUGGGUAUCAUAUUAUAAAAAUGAAGAUGAUGAGGAAGAAGAGGAACAAAAUGAAGAAGUUGAAACCAUUGGAGAAUAUAAAUAUUCAGGUCGGGACACAUUGGUUUUCUUAGUCGAUGCCUCAAGAGCCAUGUUUGACUGCUAUGAUAAUAGUGAUUUGUCUCCUUUUGAUAUGACAAUCCGGUGCAUUCAGAAUGUCUACACAAACAAGAUAAUCAGCCAUGAUAGAGAUCUUGUUGGUGUGGUUUUUUAUGGAACUGAACAACACAAAAAUUCAGUGGAUUUUAAGCACAUCUAUGUUCUUCAAGAUUUGGACAAUCCAGGGGCAAAACGAGUAUUAGAGCUGGCCAAAUACAAGGGAAAGGAAGGGCAAGCUCUGUUCCGCAAGUCAUUUGGCCAUAGUGCUGACUACUCAUUAGGUGAAGCCCUUUGGAUUUGCUCCAAUCUCUUCAGCGAUAUCCGCCUCAAGAUGAGCCACAAGAGGAUCAUGCUGUUUACUAAUGAAGAUAACCCUCAUGGUCAAGAUAGCGCAAAAGCCAAAUUUGCUAGGACUAAAGCUACAGAUCUUCGAGAAACAGGUAUUUAUCUUGAUUUAAUGCACCUGAAGAAGCCUGGGGGAUUUGAUAUCUCCUUAUUCUAUAGAGACAUCAUUAAUUCAGCAGAAGAUGAGGACUCAGGAGUCCAAUUUGAGGAAUCUGGCAAAUUAGAAGACCUUAUGAAGAAGGUACGAGCAAAAGAGACAAGGAAGCGAUCUUUAGCCAGGUUGAACUUCUAUCUGGGAAAAGAUGUGGCUUUUACUGUUGGCAUUUUCAACUUAGUCCAGAGGGCUUUCAAACAGCCCCCAGUGAAACUUUAUAGAGAAACAAAUGAGCCUGUGAAAACAAAGACACGAACCUUUAACCGAGAGACAGGUAGCUUGCUUCUUCCUAGUGAUACAAAGAGAGCUCAGGUCUAUGGGAACCGUCAGAUUGUGCUGGAGAAAGAGGAGACAGAAGAAGUGAAGAGAUUUGAUUCUCCAGGUUUAUAUCUGAUUGGCUUCAAACCCUUGGUAAUGCUCAAACGCCAUCAUCACAUCAGGCCAGCCCAGUUCAUCUAUCCUGAUGAGUCUUUGAUUAAUGGAAGCACCACACUUUUCAGUGCUUUACUAACAAAGUGUUUGGAGAAAGGAGUGAUGGCCAUAUGCAAGUACAUCCCUCGUCAGAACACCCCUCCCAGGUUUGUAGCUCUGGUCCCUCAGGAAGAACAGCUAGAUGAACAGAAUGUGCAGAUUGCUCCUGCAGGGUUUCAUCUGAUUUUCCUGCCAUAUGCUGAUGAUAAACGGAAAAUUGACUUCACAGAAAAGGUCCCAGCUAACCAAGAACAGGUGGACAAAAUGAAGGAGAUAGUCCAGAAGCUUCGGUUCAAGUACAGGAGUGAGAGCUUUGAGAAUCCAGUUCUACAGCAGCAUUAUAUGAACCUAGAGGCCUUGGCGCUGGACCUGAUGGAACCUGAAAAGGUUGAGGAUCUGACCGUGCCCAAGACUGAGGUGAUGGAACACAGACUUGGUAACCUUGUGGAGGAGUUCAAACAGCUGGUUUACCCACCAGGUUAUGACCCCGAUGGGAGAGUUACAAAGCGAAAACAAGCAGGGGAUGUCACUGAACCAGAAAAGAAAGCCAAGGUAGAAAUAUCUGAGGAAGAUUUGAGGAAUCAUGUCCGAAAAGGCACUUUGGGUAAACUUACUGUACCAGUUCUAAAAGAUGUCUGCAGGAUUUAUAAGCUAUCGGCAGGGGGAAAGAAGCAAGAACUUUUAGAUGUGGUGACUGAAUAUUUCAGUAAGCACUGAAUUCUGAUCCUGCUCCCAACUGCCACCUCUUCAUCCACUUCCUAAGGUUUAGAUACGUAGCAGGCAAAAAAGAUGUCAUGUCUUUAUAAUUGUGGUUAGAGAAAAAGAAGUUGGCAUUGUCCCCCAUUGUCCCCACAAUGGUUGAUAGAAUUUGGUGAAUAUGGGAAUUAAGUUGAAGAUUUAAUUUUUCCUGUUUCAAGACUGAAUACAACCUUGCUGUACUUCCUUAUACCUUUAAUAAAUGAGCUUGUUUUGUA